AUGGUGUGCACAUUUGAAUUCGUCAAAAACAAAAUUUUAGCUCCAUAUGAAACUCAUAAGCAACUCAGUAUAAGAGAAGCAGAAGCUUUAACACUAGACCUAUUACUAAUUUUGUCUACUGAGGAUAUAGAUGAUUAUAUCACUUUAAAAAAAAUAUAUAAAUUAUUCGAUAAGCAGUCAUAUUCUGAGUUAAUAGCCGAACGCAAUAUAAAUCAUAAAUGCGGCUAUCCCCUAUGCAGUGGCAAACCAAAUAGAGAGAAAGACUUGUAUGGGAAAACAAAUAAAAUUUUAGAUAAAUUGAAAAACCCAUACGGGUAUUUAACCAAUUACUGCAGUAAGUCCCAUUACCAAUGCAGCCAGUUUUAUAAGGCACAGUUACCAGAAGAUGCUCUUUUUUCAAGACUAGGUGACCAUAUAUUAGGACAGAACAUUGUUUCUCUAUCAUCGCCAACCGACAUAAAGUUAUUAGAAGAACUUAUUACCAGUGAAGAAGAAAUGAGGUCUUUAGCUGAUAACUUGUCAAAUGUACAUCUCGAGAACACAAAUACUGGAGAGCUUAUUGAUAUGAUGAAUAACUUUAAAAUUGUGGAAAACGGCUCUCCUAAAUUCUAUGGUGAUUUGGAAAAAGAUGAAGAAGGGGAAGGUAGUGCUAUAGAAUUAACAAAGAUACAACUAUAA
This is a messenger RNA of Saccharomycodes ludwigii, 678 nucleotides long. It is a transcript of the gene RTR1, whose product is annotated as RNA polymerase II subunit B1 CTD phosphatase RTR1. Bases 1 to 678 code for a protein of 225 amino acids. Lineage: Eukaryota; Fungi; Ascomycota; Saccharomycetes; Saccharomycodales; Saccharomycodaceae. Gene Ontology annotation, cellular component: nucleus; cytoplasm. Gene Ontology annotation, molecular function: RNA polymerase core enzyme binding; RNA polymerase II CTD heptapeptide repeat phosphatase activity. The transcript has a single exon. The record is from RefSeq and is a predicted model, not a curated record.